Molecule: messenger RNA, 2857 nt
Organism: Odocoileus virginianus texanus
Lineage: Eukaryota; Metazoa; Chordata; Mammalia; Artiodactyla; Cervidae
Gene: SLC17A5
Product: solute carrier family 17 member 5
Biological process (GO): monoatomic anion transport; transmembrane transport
Cellular component (GO): membrane
Molecular function (GO): transmembrane transporter activity
Source: RefSeq, a predicted model, not a curated record
GCUCAGCCUGGCCGCCUCGGCCCGGGGGCGGGGGGCUUCGGCGGUCCUGCUGGAGCUCUCUUUUCCGCGAGACAGGUUUGCGCCGUCGCUCCCUGGAGACGUCAUGAAGUCCCCGGUUUCGGACUUGGCCCCGAGCGACGGCGAGGAGGGCUCGGACCGCACACCGCUCCUGCAGCGCUCCCCGCAGGCGGAAACCGCUCCAGCGUGCUGCUCUGCUCGUUACAACCUAGCAUUUUUAUCCUUUUUUGGUUUCUUCGUUCUCUAUUCAUUACGGGUGAAUCUGAGUGUUGCACUAGUGGACAUGGUGGACUCAAACACAACUGCCAAAGAUAACAGAACGUCCUACGAGUGUGCAGAGCAUUCUGCUCCCAUAAAAGUUCUUCACAACCAAACGGGUAAAAAGUACCAGUGGGAUGCAGAAACUCAAGGAUGGAUUCUUGGGUCUUUUUUCUAUGGCUACAUCAUCACACAAAUUCCUGGAGGAUAUGUUGCCAGCAAAAGUGGGGGGAAGCUGCUGCUAGGAUUCGGGAUCCUUGGCACUGCUGUCUUCACCCUUUUCACUCCCCUCGCUGCAGAUUUCGGAGUCGGAGCCCUCGUUGCCCUCAGGGCACUAGAAGGGCUAGGAGAGGGUGUCACAUUUCCAGCCAUGCAUGCGAUGUGGUCUUCGUGGGCUCCCCCUCUUGAAAGAAGCAAGCUUCUGAGUAUUUCAUAUGCAGGAGCACAGCUUGGGACAGUGGUUUCUCUCCCUCUCUCUGGAAUAAUUUGCUACUAUAUGGAUUGGACUUAUGUCUUCUAUUUCUUUGGCAUUGUUGGAAUCAUUUGGUUUAUUUUAUGGAUCUGCUUAGUUAGUGAUACACCAGAAAAUCACAAGACAAUCUCCCCCUAUGAAAAGGAGUAUAUUCUUUCAUCAUUAAAAAAUCAGCUCUCUUCACAGAAGUCAGUGCCAUGGAUACCCAUGCUGAAAUCACUGCCACUUUGGUCUAUUGUAGUUGCACAUUUUUCUUACAACUGGACUUUUUAUACUUUAUUGACCUUAUUGCCUACUUACAUGAAGGAAGUCCUAAGGUUCAACAUUCAAGAGAAUGGGUUUUUAUCUGCAGUCCCUUAUUUAGGCUGUUGGUUAUGUAUGAUCCUAUCUGGUCAAGCUGCUGACAAUUUAAGGGCAAGAUGGAAUUUUUCAACUCUAUGGGUUCGAAGAGUUUUUAGCCUUAUAGGGAUGAUUGGACCUGCGGUAUUCCUGGUUGCCGCAGGAUUUAUAGGCUGCGAUUAUUCCUUGGCUGUUGCAUUCCUAACCAUAUCAACAACACUGGGAGGCUUUUGCUCUUCUGGAUUUAGCAUCAACCAUCUGGACAUUGCUCCUUCGUAUGCUGGUAUUCUCCUGGGCAUCACAAAUACCUUUGCCACUAUUCCUGGAAUGAUUGGGCCCAUCAUUGCUAGAAGUCUGACUCCUGAGAACACUAUUGGAGAAUGGAAAACUGUUUUCUGCAUUGCUGCUGCUAUCAAUGUAUUUGGUGCCAUUUUCUUCACACUAUUCGCCAAAGGUGAAGUGCAAAACUGGGCUGUCAGUGAUCACCGAGGACACAGGAACUGAAGGAACCAAUAAAUAAUCCUGUCUCUACUAAUGUAUCUUUGUUUAUCAUGUAACCUAAAAGUGCCUUUGAUAUUUUAAUGUGUAAGCAAUCUAUAUACAAGAAAAAAAUUGUACUGUAUUAGAAUUUAAGGCUUGUAAUCAUGAAAUGUCACUAGUUGCCAGAUAAGCAAAAUUAGCUAUUUUUAAUUAUUAUUAACCCGUUUGCUGGAACUUAUAAUUCAGGGUCACAUACCUGGCUGCAAGUCAGGCAACCCGCAAUAGGGGAGUUCUAUUUAUUUAUAAGACCAUACCUAAAAAGAUGAGCUGAAAUAGACACGUCUGUACCUUUGCUUAAUUAAAGUGGAUAAUAAUGCUCAGGUCUUGUUAAACAUCUGUUUUUGUACACUUUCCUCAAAAAAUUAUUUGUCAUCAAGAAUCCCUGACUGACUGAGAUCUCUAACUUGAGCCUCUCCACAGAGCUGGCAGCCACUGGAUCAUUCAGCCUGGCAACUUCACUGAGGGAAGCAUGCCCAGGCAGCUGCCACACAUCCCCUCUCUGGCUUCAGGGACAGUGCCCAGCACUUAGGCAGCAUCCAAGACCAGGGUCAGCGCCAAGGCUUUGGAUGGUAUUCUUCCCCUGGGGCUGUUAAUGUGUGGAUGAAACCCUGAGCCAACAGGGACAGCAUGAUCUACAGUCAUGGUUUCCAUGCACCCUCUCCCUUCCCUUCCCAGCACACUGGAGUACUGCCUGGCAUGUAAUCUGCAAAAGAAAGUGUGAUGCCCAAUUAGCCACGUAUAACAUCAUCCUUGAUGAUCCUACCUUCACGUGGAUCAGAGUAUAAAUCUUCAAGUACUGUGUUCUAGGAGCUAUACCAGAAUAAUUAAAAUAUAAAAAGAAGAAAAACAUUUUCACUUUUUUUUUCCUGUCUGUCUUACACCUAAGUGUCUGGUUGCAGUUCAAGGUUAAAGUGAUUUCUACUUCCAUAUCACCUGCAACCAGUGGUGUAAUCAUCUUUAGUGCUGGUUUCUGAAAUUUUAUUUUUCUAGUUUUUCCUGGACCAUCCUCCAGUGGUUUUGAGCAUGCUUUGAGGGUAUUUAUGUGAUUUAGAACUUGAUUUAUGUUUCGUUGUGUAUGUUCAACACUACCUGUAACAUUUUAACUAAAGCUAUUUAAUGUAAUAUGAUGUGUAUACAUUCUGUAAAUUAAUGUUUAAAUCUGUAAAUAGCUUUAAGAUGCUAUGGUGAUAUUUCUUUUAUAAAUCAUCAAAAUAAACCUUUUUGGAAUGA